Messenger RNA from Aspergillus neoniger CBS 115656, 579 nucleotides. RefSeq lists its product as uncharacterized. NCBI's taxonomy places the organism in Eukaryota, Fungi, Ascomycota, Eurotiomycetes, Eurotiales, Aspergillaceae. The record is from RefSeq and is a predicted model, not a curated record. The transcript has a single exon. The annotation marks the transcript as partial.
AUGGCAACCCAAUACACCUUCACCAUCCCCCUGCAUGAAACCGGCAACGAAGACAGCGCCUAUCGAAUGACCAACCUCCCCAACCAAGAACAACGACAUUAUCUCAUUCACCGCACCUACCAUCGCUCCGACCGCAUCGUCAAAGGCCGACUCCAACACGUCAUCCACGGAAGUUUUCAUCCUGAUGAUCACGUCUCCAACGCAACUCUCAUAGUCGCAAAGUUCGAAUUCCUCGGACAGACCCUCGAUCGUCGAUUCAAGCACGCACGGAUCAAAUGGGAUUUUGCUUAUGCGGACAUGGAUGAUGAUGAUGAUGAUGAUGAUGAUGAGGAUGGAGAUGGCGAUACACCCGAAGUCAAAAAAGUCUCGCUGGAUGGACAAUACAUUAUGAAUGAGUCGGUAGUCUCACUGAGUAAAGAGGUUCGUGGUGAUGCAGGGGUACAGGGUGGUGGGGUUGUUACGGCAAAUAUAGGAACUGGGUGGACGCGGUCGCAGAGUGCGGAAUUGAAAGAUCACAUCUCGAUCUUUGGGACGAGCUUGUUUACGAACCGGCUGUGUGGGGAGCCGAAUGGCGCUCAG